AUGGAAGCUCGAAUGGCAGACUAUGAGGUUAGAGCACGCCGGAACAACCUGCGGCUGCGGGGAGUUCCGGAAUCCAUCCUUCAAGAUGAACUGCCAAUUUUUGUAAGAGGCCUUCUACAUGCUUACGCACCCGAUAUCCCGGCAGACAUGCUCCUAGUUGACAGGGUGCACAGAGUCCCGAAACCCAGUUACUUACCUGACUCCACGCCCCGCGAUGUCCUCAUUAGGGCACACUUCUACCAUAUUAAGGAACUUAUUCUCAAGACGCAUCGUAGUAAACCAAACCCCCACGAGGAAUACCCCACGGUGCGCAUUCUGGCAGACCUCUCCGCAGCAACCCUUAGGAAAAGAAGAGAAUACCAGCAAGUCACGACGGAACUGAGAAACCGAGGGCUCAGGUACAGAUGGGGAUUUCCCACUAAAUUAAUCGUCACACGGAAUGGCGACACGAAAAUCCUAUCCAACCCUGAGGAGGGCAUAAAGACGCAAGCGGAGUGGGGCCCACUCUGCUCCAUACCUAAAGACACUCAACGUUCCCUUGGACAAGGCCGCAGGUCACAGGCGGACUAA
Molecule: messenger RNA, 570 nt
Organism: Pelobates cultripes (western spadefoot toad)
Lineage: Eukaryota; Metazoa; Chordata; Amphibia; Anura; Pelobatidae
Source: the annotation of a GenBank genome assembly